AUGUUAGAUUGACCCUUUCCACAGAUGAAACACCAAGAAAAACCACCAGAAGAAAAUCUAACUGAAUUGAUAGAAUUUGUUCUCUUGGACUUUGUUGAUGUCCCCGCUCUCCAGUGGCUUCUAUUUGGGUUGUUCUUAGUCAUCUAUAUCAUUAUUGUAAUGAGUAACGGCAUCAUAUUUCUAAUAACAAAACUGGAUCCUGCUCUCCAGACCCCUAUGUACUUCUUCCUAGGCAAUUUGUCCUUUUUGGAAAUCUGCUAUGUUUCGGUUACUCUCCCCAGAAUGCUUAUGAACCUUUCGACCCAGAGAAGAACUAUUUCUUUAGUUGCAUGUGCUACACAAAUGUGUUGUGUUCUUGUGUUGGGAGCCGCAGAGUGCCUCCUUCUGACGGUGAUGGCCUAUGACCGUUGUGUGGCCAUUUGUAACCCUCUGCACUACCCUCUAGUCAUGAGUCACAAAGUUUGCAUCCAGCUGGUGGCUGGCUCCUGGAUCAGUGGGAUUCCAGUCCAGAUAGGGCAGACGUUCCAGAUUUUCUCUCUGCCCUUUUGUGGCUCUCAUUUAAUUGACCACUUCUUCUGUGACAUCCCCCCAAUACUCAAGCUUGCUUGUGGGGACACCUUUGUGAAUGAAAUGAUGGUCUACAUGGUUGCUGUGUUGAUUGUCACAGUUCCCUUUCUGUUGAUACUCGUGUCCUAUGGCAAAAUCAUCUCCACAAUCCUUAAACUGCCGUCAGCCACUGGUCGGGCCAGAGCCUUCUCUACCUGUUCAUCUCAUCUUACAGCUGUGGCAUUGUUCUUCGGAUCAGCCAUUAUUACCUACUUAAGACCCAAAACCAGUCACUCAGCAGGAAUGGACAAAGCACUUUCUCUUUCCUACACUAUUGUGACUCCAAUGUUUAAUCCCCUCAUAUACAGUCUAAGGAACAAGGAAGUCAUAGCGGCAUUGAGAAAAUUGCUAUGUAAAUAA
Ailuropoda melanoleuca (giant panda) is the source of this 966-nucleotide messenger RNA. RefSeq names its product olfactory receptor 10AG1. Gene Ontology annotation, cellular component: membrane. Gene Ontology annotation, molecular function: G protein-coupled receptor activity; olfactory receptor activity. The record is from RefSeq and is a predicted model, not a curated record. The transcript has a single exon. Gene Ontology annotation, biological process: G protein-coupled receptor signaling pathway. Lineage: Eukaryota; Metazoa; Chordata; Mammalia; Carnivora; Ursidae.